GAGUAACAGCAAUUAUGAUAGGCGGUGACAGCAACACGUCCGCCAUUAACAGUAAAAGGAAGUCAAUGUUAAGUGUGGUAUGUGGUGAAGAUCCUGGCCUCAGCGUGUUACAGGGUCUUGGAGUCUCACUUAACUUAGACGAGAAUCCUCCUGCUUACGACACAAUGUAUCCUGGAUUAAUGCCGCACUCCACUGAAUUAUUAACCCUUGGCGUAAAUCAACCCACUGAACUAUCCCGAGAUAAUGUAUUCCGAUGCACUGAACUAUCCCGAGACACUGUAAUUCAAUCAACCGAACUAAAUCCAUGGGUAACAUUAAAUAAAGCGACUACUGAAAAAUACCCAAAUGACCUAGAAAAUAAAGACACUACAAAACAAGAGGGAAGAGACCAAGAAAGAAAUGAAAAUCGUGAUGAAAAAACGAAGAAAUUGGAAGGGAAGAUGAAUUUAAGUAAGAUUUCCAAAGGGACACGAGAGAGGUUAAUAGUGCAGGCGACAGACCUCUCCCUUAGUGCCCGCGCUGCCCUCAGGGAUUUUUGCAGCAAUACAACAGCUCACGGGUUUAAUCACGUCACACAGGAAGAUCUUCACGUCCUUCUUCGUCUGUUCUGGCUCGUCGUCACCCUCGUCAGCCUCGGUAUCCUGCUGUCAGUGACCUACCAGGUGACCUACGCGGCUUUCGUCAGUAAGCGACCUCACACAGAAGUUACCUACCGCGACCAGAGCAGAGACGGGUUGCCACUUCCUGACAUGACCAUCUGCAGCCUCUCGCGGUUCUGGAAGUCGAAGCUCAAGGAACACGGGGUGGGGACUUCCUUGGCGUCAUACCUCCUGGUGGCGGUGGGCGGCCCGGAGGUGAUCAGCCACACCCUCAGGACAGACCCAAGGAGGAUCAGGAUGUUGAGGGAUGACCUGAACACCUACCUGAAGGAGAACAACCUCACUCUCUCACAGAUGAUUACCAUGUUGUCUCCUACAUGUGAGGAUGUAGUGCUGGCCUGUUUCACCGACACACAACAACUCUUCAGGAGUCAGUGUUGCGAGAAGGUGUUCACAUCGACUAUCACCACCAUGGGGCUGUGUUAUACCACGCUGAAUCAAGAGAUUAAGUACACACAAAACAUCUCAGGUGUUAUUGGUGGCUACAGGGUUAUCUUCUCCACCAAUUUACACGAGUAUAUGGAAUACGACCCCAAUGUAGUAUCAACAAUUUCCCUGGCCGAGGCGGGUAUUCAGGUCUCUCUCUCCAACUUCGAUCUGACCUCCACAGUAGCAGCUAACACCCACGUCAUCCGCAUAGCUCCCAGCACAGCAGCCUCCGUCGCUCUCUCCGUCACUAAGAUCGACCACACUGAGAAAUACCUUCAGGAUUGGCCAUGGGCGAGCGUACUACCCACCUGUGUACUGGAGUCUGGUUACCGUGCCUUGAGUGAGCAGCAGCAAGCAUACACCCAGAACAAUCUGUACUUCACCCUCCUCUACCGACACUGUCUCUUGGAAGUGGCCCAAUGCUCUGCUGUCGCUGUCAGAUUUACCAACGAUACUACUGAUGAGUGUUUACCUGAUCAGAUACUCUACUACUUGGGUGAUAACAAGGCCGUCCAACAGUGUCUUCACCACAACCUAAAGAUGUUUGACCUAAAGAUGCGUGAUAGUGUGAUCCAAAUGUGUUACACCACUACCAUCACCCAACAAUUGAGUUACACGUCACUCAUCAUGGAUACAUUGCGAGAGCUUCAGACCCUUAGCAGCCUCACCAAUGUUACGUUCUCCAUGGUCAACAUCUACUACUCCCAGCUGGGCUACACUGAAUAUUAUGAGAGAUACCCUACCUUCUCCAGUUGGUUCAGUGAUCUCGGGGGCCAGAUGGGGCUUUUCCUAGGGGCAUCUUUCAUCACCCUGGUGGAGCUUCUCUUCACCGUCUGCUACGUCGUGCGGCUGGUCGUGUACAAGGGGACCCGGGCGGUCUAUCUCAAAGCCAAGUGCUGCUUUACUAGAUUCAGGGACACCAACCCAUCCACAUAGUAUAUGUUCCUGCAGGCGAAAGAUUUUUAGCAUUAUGGUCCGCUAGAUGAAAGAUCUUGUUACUCUUUAUGCUCCUGUAGGCUAAAGAUUUGUAUCACUAUGCUCCGCCAGACGAAAGAUUUCUAUCCUUAUGUUGCACCAGAGGGAUGAUUUUUUACCUUUAUGUUCCGCCAGACGAAGAUUUUUAUCCUUACGCUCCGCCAGACGAAAGAGUAUUACGAUUUGUGCUCCGCCAAGCGAGAAAACCCACUUCCAACUUCCUCUAGGCUUCACUCAGUUGUGCCUGUAAACAAAGGCCAGUUUGUGUUAAAAUAAAUCAAACAAAAAACGAACAAAUAUUUUUUCUGCCUUUAAAAUUCACCAGAGAAAAAUUUAUUAUUCAGAAGACAACAGAAUCUACAUCUCAUGAACUUCCCAAAUAUUGUACUGUUAAAGAGUCGUAAUUCAGUAAUUUUAGUUAAUAUUCAGUUGCUUCUGGUCACUUAAUGUGUUCUAUAUGUUUACGCUAAACACGACAAACUCUAAUAUUUAUUUAAUGUUACUGGUCAAAAAAUACAAUAUUUGAUUUUACUAUAGCAAGUAUCAACAACUUAUGUAUGUUCAGUGUCAUUAUUAUUAGUGUGAUUCGGAUGCCGCUACACGCCACCAAUCGUUUUUGUUUAGGUGUUGAUGAACGAGUUUAUUAUAAUAAAAAUACAUACAUUUCGACAAUGUACAUUUUAACAAUAA
Homarus americanus (American lobster) is the source of this 2753-nucleotide messenger RNA. RefSeq names its product acid-sensing ion channel 1A-like. Bases 15 to 2024 code for a protein of 669 amino acids. Gene Ontology annotation, molecular function: ligand-gated sodium channel activity. Gene Ontology annotation, cellular component: membrane. The record is from RefSeq and is a predicted model, not a curated record. The transcript is spliced from 12 exons. NCBI's taxonomy places the organism in Eukaryota, Metazoa, Arthropoda, Malacostraca, Decapoda, Nephropidae. Gene Ontology annotation, biological process: sodium ion transmembrane transport.